CAAAAGUAAAUGAACCGAAUACAGACAGGUAGAGGUAAAGCAGGUGCAGUCUCAGACUGGAACAGGAAAGUGUGACGAGGCCAGACAGAAAAACACACUACAGCCAUGGGUGCAGGAGCCUUGACAUGUUUGAUGUUUGUAGUUAUUGCUCUGAAUGCAAUCGCUGCUGCUGCAGGACUGGCAUUAUUCGCAGUGGGCAUUUGGGUAGCAGCAGACGGGUAUAAACUUUACCCCAUAUCUGGUGUGUCGGGGAAAGAUGAUAUCUUUGCUGCAGCCUGGAUUGCCAUUUUUACAGGCUUUGCCUUCUUCCUCACAUGCAUCUUUGGCAUCUUUGCUGCCCUGAAAAGAAGCCGUGGAUUCAUGAUGGUGUACCUUAUCAUAAUGUUCAUCAUCUUUCUGUUUGAAUGCGCAUCCGCCAUCACAGCAGCGACCAACCGGGAUUAUCUGGUUGGGAACAGUAACUUUGUAAAGAAACAGAUGCUGCAAUACUAUGCGGACAGCAGCACACAAGGAAAGCAGAUUACACAGACAUGGAACAGAGUGAUGGAACAGGUCGAGUGCUGUGGAGCAGACGGUCCGGCAGACUGGUUUCAGUAUAACUCCACCUUUAAACAGACAUUCAAUUCUACAUACAUCUGGCCCCUCAGCUGCUGCAAGAGACUGAGUACCUUUGAGGUGGAAGAUAAAGAAGGCUGUAAGGUUGGCAAGGCCACCACCAUAUUCUCAAAGGGUUGCUUCCAGUACAUUGAAUCUGUGUUAAGCCGUUACACCUGGGCUGUGAGCUGGUACGGUUUCUCUGUUCUCAUAUUAGUGUUUCUCACAUUAGUGAUCGCCAUGAUCUACUAUAUGCAGCUGGAAUAACUACGGACUCAGCAUGAUACAUCUGCCAGCUGCACAGAUGCUUCCACUCUUGCGGCCACCGAAUAUUACAGAUGAUUGAUUGCACAUGGAUAAUUGAUAUGACAGGUUUCAUGAAUUCUUGUAUAAUUAUCAUACAUUCGGAUUUCAUGACAUCCUAUAAUUUGACUUCCAUUUAGCACAAAAGGAAAGUUCCAGGUUCAAUACAAGUUAAUCUUAAAAAAAACAAAAAACAUUUAUGGAAUAAUGAAGUGCAAUAAUGCUCAAAGUUAAAAACUUGAGAAAUAACUAGUGAGCAGUGAGCAUCAUCUCAUUAUGUUGGGGGAAAAAAGUUAUUUGUAAGCUACCAAAUUAACAUGCCUAAGUGACUAAUCCAAAUAUAGCUUUCAUUUAACGUUUUAUUAUGGAUGUGUUUUUUUUUCUGGGGUCAUUUUAAACUUUUAUUUACAAUAUUUAUCAGAUAGGUUCUUCCAAGUGAUUGUAUGAAUUUUUCUUUAUGCCACAGUCUACGCUUGUAUUUCUUACAUGAAUAUUUAAUAUAAAAAUUGCUCUAAAAUGCCUAAAUAUCAAUGAAUAGGACAUUUGUUUUGUAAGAUUCUUUGCAGCAUCUUUUUUUAUAACUUACUUGACAAAUGUUUGUUUAUCAAAUAAACAUUUGACUGUG
Sinocyclocheilus grahami is the source of this 1522-nucleotide messenger RNA. It is a transcript of the gene upk1a, whose product is annotated as uroplakin 1a. Bases 106 to 861 code for a protein of 251 amino acids. The transcript has 8 exons. NCBI's taxonomy places the organism in Eukaryota, Metazoa, Chordata, Actinopteri, Cypriniformes, Cyprinidae. Gene Ontology annotation, cellular component: plasma membrane. The record is from RefSeq and is a predicted model, not a curated record.